AUUAGCGCACCGGAAAGGACCGCACCGGUUCACGCAUCCAACCCUACGGCCUCCGUACUAUUCCCCCCCACAAUUUUGCAAUCCAACUUGCCUACUCUUUCCUCACUCCUUCCCCCUCUUCGCUGCCACUGGCCCCGCUGCUCCUCUUAUCUUCCUUCCGGUGGAGUCGAUCGCAUGACAGCCGAAACAGAAACGGACAAAUAGUGCCAUUCCACUCUCUUGAUACCCUCUCCUUUCGCCUCGUCUCUCCGUCUCAUGUUCCGUUUCUGGGAGUAAGAUAAACGAAGUAAGAGAGAGGCAAAUCGGGGGAAAAUAAAAAGGGAAGGCAGGGGGGGUUAAUGGUGGUGGUGAGUAGUGAGAGCAGUGCGUGGAUAUCAUCAUCAGCGGUGCAUCCUCGUAUUCGCCGGAGGAACAUGGACGGCGGCUCGGGAGAUCACACCAUCCAUCGUUGCUGUUCCUCCUCUUGUUCGCCCUUCGCCAGCGAGACUGCGUCAGGUGCCGCGUGCUGCCCCUCCUUCCGUUGCCCAAGAAUAAGUGCCCGUCGGUCUUCUCUCUCCGGUGGAGACGUCGACGCAUGAUCUCCGCCCUGCCGUCCCCUCUUCAUCGCCCUCCUCCUCCGCCUGCUGCUCCUCCUCCUCCUUCUCUUGUUGGCCCUUGAAGAAUUGGGGGCCCGGGUCCGAUGCUUUCGGCCACCAUGGCGUCGAUCCUGUCCUCGACGUGGAGCGGCGGCUGGAGUCGGUCUCUCAGGUAUGAUCGUCAUCGUCGUGGAUGGGACUGGAACGGGAAGAAGACGAGGCGCGUGGGGAGCCCCCUCCCCCCGGCCGUUGUUUCCCCCACGCUCUGCAGUCAAGCGAGCGAUCCACGCUCCGGUUCCGAUCUCAAGGUCCGUUCCUCCACUUCUCCAUCUCCGCCUCUACGAUUGUACGCACCCGAGCCGUUCGCGGAUCGAUCGUUGCCCUCGACGAGAUGGAUCUUGGAUCCCACCGUUUCCGUUAUCUCGUUUCUUCUCUCCUCUUUUUCUUUCUUUUCUCUUCGAUACUCGCGCCUUCGUCUUUAUUGAUCAACACGUUCUCUCUCUCUUUUUUUUCUCCUUUUUUUUUGGGCAUGGAUGUAAAACAAUGGAUGCAGAUUCUCAAGAUUGCCAGGGAAAAAUUCACCCAGGAGAUCUCCUUCAAGUCCGAGGAUAAAGAUGUUUCGCUUGCCAGGGCCUUGCUGUAUAUUGCUGCUGAAGAUGAAGCUUUUAUGGCUUUUCAUCGAGAUAUGGAUAUGUGCUCAUUUGUAAAUGAAAGAAAGGAUGCUGCAGUUCCUUUCAAGGCUGAACCGGAAGUUAGUAAUGUAGAAGAUAUUUCUUUAGCUGGCAAGAGCGUGUCUGGGUGGUUAAAUGAAUUAGAUACGAUAGCAAAGGAAGUGGAAACAGAGUUGGUCUCAAGAGACAUAGGGUGCCAUUUGGAGGAAGUGUUGGAGGCUGUUAAUGCUGUUCUUUUUGAAUCAAGAGGCUUCAAAAGACUGCCUGUGUUUCUAGAUUCAAAGUUUUCGUACUUCCAUAUAGUACUUAGCUGUGGAUGUGGCAGUGCUAUCGUGCUUAGCAUCAUUUAUAUUGAAAUCUGUCGAAGACUUGGUAUUACCAUUGUUGGUUCUUGUGUUGGGGAAGAUUUUUUGAUUUGGCCCCAGACAGGGAAUCCAGAGGAACUGUUCAGGGCUUCUUCAGGAUGUAGCUUGUUUGCCAUGAUUAAUGGCAAUUGUGUUCAGGAUCCUAGAUCAAAGGCUUCUGACUUGAACAGUAAAUCACUUUUAGAACUUGAUAUUGCAACUAACAGAGAUAUCAUUGGGAUUGCGCUGGCUAAUCUGAUCAGACUUCAUUGGAAACGUGCACCAAGGGCGAACUGGGGGUUGAUGUUAACUUCUCCACUUAGACCAGUUCAUCCUGGGAAUGACAAGACUAACAUGGCAGAGAGCACGAGGAAUCCACUAUUCCGGCCUCAAGAGCUAAGAUUGGCAAUUAUGGCUUCGGAAAGAUUGUUGAUUCUUCAGCCUCACAACUGGAGAUUAAGGAGAGACCAUGGCAUGCUUUUAUACUUUAACAGGAGGUAUGGAGAAGCAGUUCAAGAACUUAGCAUUUGCAUGGCCUUUGCACCGGUGGAGGAGGCAGAGGUCCUGGAACCAUUUGUUGAGAAGCUGCAUCUUCUCCGUCUUUUAUCAUCCUGGGAAUCUUGGGAGCAGGCUGGAUCAGUAGCAAUUCCUUAGUUGUCUGAACAGUUCUAGUUUUUUCAUACUUCCUUUCAGCUUUGCAGAUGCCGUUGUAGCUUAUUAACUGUAUGUGUGCGUGCUGCAUAUUCCUUAUUGCGGCACAUCACUGACUUGGUGUGGAUGUUAGAAGAACUGGUACAGUGGCAUUCUUGAUCAUCACAAGCUGUCCCUUUGUUUUCUCAAGCAUUAACAUAUUGUCUUCAAUCCA
Messenger RNA from Phoenix dactylifera (date palm), 2455 nucleotides. RefSeq names its product transglutaminase family protein. The record is from RefSeq and is a predicted model, not a curated record. Lineage: Eukaryota; Viridiplantae; Streptophyta; Magnoliopsida; Arecales; Arecaceae.